Messenger RNA from Malassezia sympodialis ATCC 42132, 1098 nucleotides. RefSeq names its product mitogen-activated protein kinase HOG1 (gene HOG1). Gene Ontology annotation, biological process: stress-activated MAPK cascade; protein phosphorylation. NCBI's taxonomy places the organism in Eukaryota, Fungi, Basidiomycota, Malasseziomycetes, Malasseziales, Malasseziaceae. Gene Ontology annotation, molecular function: ATP binding; MAP kinase activity. The record is from RefSeq and is a predicted model, not a curated record.
AUGGCGGACUUUGUGAAGCUGUCCAUUUUCGGGACUGUCUUUGAGGUCACUACGCGGUAUGAGAGCCUGCAGCCUGUGGGCAUGGGCGCCUUUGGUCUGGUGUGCAGCGGGCACGACAAGCUGACGGACACGUCCGUGGCGAUCAAGAAGGUCAUGAAGCCGUUCAGCACGCCGGUGCUGGCGAAGCGCACGUACCGUGAGCUGAAGCUGCUCAAGCAUAUCCGACACGAGAAUAUUAUUAGCCUGAGCGACAUCUUCAUCUCGCCGCUCGAGGACCUGUACUUUGUCACGGAGCUGCUCGGCACGGACCUGCACCGCCUGCUCACGAGCCGCCCGCUGGAGAAGCAGUUUGUACAGUACUUUUUGUACCAGAUCCUGCGCGGCCUCAAGUACGUGCACUCGGCGGGCGUCGUGCACCGCGACCUGAAGCCGAGCAACAUCCUCAUCAACGAGAACUGCGACCUGAAGAUCUGCGACUUUGGCCUCGCGCGCGUGCAGGACCCGCAGAUGACCGGCUACGUGUCGACGCGGUACUACCGCGCGCCGGAGAUCAUGCUCACCUGGCAGAAGUACGACGUCGCGGUCGACGUGUGGAGCGCCGGGUGCAUCUUCUCCGAGAUGCUCGAGGGCCAGCCGCUCUUCCCCGGCAAGGACCACGUGAACCAGUUCUCCAUCAUCACCGAGCUGCUCGGCACGCCGCCAGACGAGGUCAUCCAGACGAUCUGCAGCGAGAACACGCUGCGCUUUGUGCAGUCGCUUCCGAAGCGCGAGCGCAUACCCUUCCGCGAGCGGUUCCCGAACACGGACCCCGAGGCACUCGACCUGCUCGACAAGAUGCUCGUGUUCGACGUCAACACGCGCAUCACCGCAGGCGACGCCCUCGCGCACCCCUACCUCGCGCCGUACCACAACCCCGCCGACGAGCCCGUCGCCGACGAGCCGUUCGACUGGAGCUUCAACGAUGCCGACCUCCCGAUCGACACGUGGAAGGUCAUGAUGUACUCCGAGAUCCUCGACUUCCACAACAUCGAGCAGAGCCCCGUCGACGCGCACCCCGCCCUGGACGCCCCGGCGCCCGCCGCGCCGUCCGCCCCGUAG